Phalaenopsis equestris is the source of this 561-nucleotide messenger RNA. RefSeq names its product 11-oxo-beta-amyrin 30-oxidase-like. Gene Ontology annotation, molecular function: heme binding; monooxygenase activity; iron ion binding. The record is from RefSeq and is a predicted model, not a curated record. NCBI's taxonomy places the organism in Eukaryota, Viridiplantae, Streptophyta, Magnoliopsida, Asparagales, Orchidaceae. The transcript is spliced from 2 exons. The coding region runs from base 1 to 561 and encodes 186 amino acids.
AUGACGAUCACUCUUGUCGAGGUAAUGCUGGUUUGCAAGUCGGUGGUGAUCGGACCUCCUUACAGUACAGGAAGUGGAGGUAGCUGGGAUCGACGGCAUGGCCUGUUGACUGGACUAGUCGGCAUUUUGACUACGAUUCUCUAUGAGGUUCUAAGAUUAUAUCCACCUGGAAUCACACUUCUUCGACAAACAUACAAAGAAGUAAAGUUGGGAGAGUUUACUUUUCCGCCAGAUGUGCAACUUAUGUUGCCUAUCCUCCUACUCCAUCAUAGCAAGGAGUUUUGGGGUGAGGAUGCAGAAGAAUUCAACCCUGAUAGAUUUUCUGAAGGAGUUUCAAAGGCAACAAAGAACCAACUCAUCUUUUUUCCAUUUGGUUGGGGUCCUCGAAUCUGCAUCGGCCAGAGCUUUGCACUUAUAGAAGCAAAAAUGGUCUUGGCGAGAAUUCUGCAACGCUUUUCAGCUGAAUUGUCACCAUCUUAUACCCAUGCUCCUCACACUAUUUUAACUCUUCGGCCUCAACAUGGUGCUCAAGUCAUUUUACACAAACUUCUUUUACUAUAA